UACUGUGAGAGCUGUGAUUGGUCACAGCUUGUCACAUGGUACAAGGCUGUUGUGAAUAGCCCUGUACCUUGUGAUCUCGGGGAUCAUUCACAGAUUUCACAAGUAGUAAGCAAUGAUGUCAGGAUGUGAGACAGAUAAAGCUUUUAUUUUGGUGUAAGCAAUGAUGUCAGGAAGUGACAUCUUGUUUACUACUGUUCCUGUGAUCACUGAUUGGCCAAUCGGUGAUCACAUGAUCGGGACCUCACACAGAGGUCCCGUACAGCGAUCGGGGUUCCGCUGUGUCCCAGGGAGCGGGCACAGGCAGUGGAUGCGGGGGGAAAUUUAGAAACGUCCACCCGCUCUGGCAGCGCUCCUGUCCGGCCCUUUAUGUACAUGGGCCGGACAGGAAGUGGUUAA
Messenger RNA from Staurois parvus, 396 nucleotides. NCBI's taxonomy places the organism in Eukaryota, Metazoa, Chordata, Amphibia, Anura, Ranidae. The record is from the annotation of a GenBank genome assembly.